UUUGUAGACAAAGUCACAUGCUCUAGUCAAGCUUGAUCAGCUGACUCUGUCGCUUCUCCCUUCUGAUGAUUAGAAUUACAUUCUUCAAUUGAACGAGCUCGGGCUGAAUAAUAUUUUUUGAUUAUUCAGACCGUUUGGCGUCUAUUGUAAACACAAACCUAAAGGUAUCAUAUUGAGGAAGCCCUGCAAAAUAUCGUGGUUUGGGUGAUUGAGUGAUCAUGAACGGGCACGCCAUUCUCUACACUGGGGUCACUUUGGCCUUCUGGAGUACCAUUCUCAUUGUCGGUAUCUGCUAUACAAUCUUCGAUCUUGGAUUUCGCUUUGAUGUGGCAUGGUUUUUGACAGAAACAUCGCCCUUCAUGUGGGCAAACCUUGGGAUUGGCCUGGCCAUCUCGCUGUCUGUUGUUGGAGCGGCUUGGGGGAUUUACAUCACAGGUUCCAGCAUCAUAGGAGGCGGUGUAAAAGCACCUCGGAUAAAAACUAAGAACUUGGUCAGCAUCAUCUUCUGUGAGGCUGUUGCCAUCUAUGGCAUCAUCAUGGCAAUUGUUAUAAGUAACAUGGCAGAGAACUUUAGUGGCACUACUCCGGAGACCAUUGGAGCCAGGAACUACCAAGCAGGCUACUCCAUGUUUGGCGCUGGUCUUACAGUGGGCUUCUCUAACCUCUUCUGUGGAAUCUGUGUCGGCAUUGUCGGGAGUGGGGCCGCCCUGGCUGAUGCCCAGAAUGGUAGCCUGUUUGUCAAAAUCCUUAUUGUGGAAAUCUUCGGCAGUGCUAUUGGGCUAUUUGGAGUGAUUGUUGCCAUCUUGCAGACGUCGAAAGUAAAAAUGGGCGACUAGAAGAUUAUUUCCGCGAACGAUUUAAGAUCAGGAUGACAAGAUCAAUGGAAGACAUUACUGGAGAAUUAGCUGGAUGUGUAAAUACAUAGUAAAUUAUUUAAAUGUAUUUCUUUUUGUCUGUAAUUGUUUUUAACCACCAUUUGCUGAAGAGUGACACAUUUGCACCAUUUUGUCUUAAAGGAAUGCAGCCAAAUUGUUAGAUUAACCUGCAGGUGUUUAAGACAAUGUCCUAUCCCUUUCGAAUAUAAUUAAUGUACCUAUUACAGUAGUGGCACGUUUAAUUAAUCUUUAGCAGACCCUGUGGCUUUUCACAGAAUUGUUCCUGUUUUAAAUCUAUCACAAUCUAGAUGGCCUUCAGACGUUUAGGGACAUAAUCAGUAAGCAUUAGUCAGGAGAUUUUAUCAAACAGUACUGUUAACAUGUGUACAGUAGAAAAUGUUAUCAAUGAUGAAAUAAUGGAAUGGCACUUGUGUAAUAAGAUCUACGGUAGGCAAGUAUGAUUUCUCUGGCGGUGAACAUGUUUUGAAUGUGCUUGCUUUACUGUAAAGAGCUCUUUUCAUUAUGGGGAGGUAAGCAAUUUCAACAAAGAUUUGAUUUGUAUUGAAUGCCUGUGAAAAUGUUUGAAGUAUUGAUCUGUUUGUAUGGCAACGUCAUAAGGUAUAACAAUGCUAAUGAUUCUGUUUGUGACCAAUUUGACCCAUGUUUUUCAUUAAUUUCAGUUAUAUAUUUUUUGAUGGCCGGCAUAAGGAACUAGUACUUCAGAAACACUGUAAAUGAAUAAAAAUGUAAGGAUACAAAAAUGAUCUAAAGAAGAUAUUACACAAAUUAUUAUUGUUGUUGGUCAUUUGACAUUGGUCGGCUGUCAGCAUUUAUCAGUUUUUUGUUAAUGUAUGAAUAACAUUUUGGUUGACAAACUUCAGUUGGGAUUGGUUAAAAAUGAGAAUAGUAAAUUGUGUGUGUGUGUGUGUAUAAAGGGUACAUGUCUGUUUCUUUGUGAAGCAUGGGUGUUGCUGUAUACAAUAGUAUGUUUUAUUUUGUCUGUUUUAUUUUAUGCAAGUGGUCUUUCUCCACGGUGAGUGAACUGUGGAUGACAUAGUGGUAUAUCGGAUUUUAGGUGAUCAUCUGUUGUCUGUUAUCUCCUCAGGCCUGUGAACACCUGUAAAUGUGUGGAGAAUUUGAAUUUUUCCUACAGAACUAUCCUUUCCUUGUUUUUUUUUGUUUUUUUGCUUUCUUUCUGUUUUUUGGGGACUUAGAGCUUGAAUGAUCUGUUAGGCUGACAUUUACUCUAAUGGAGCGAUGGUACUUGAGCAGAACAUCCAUAACUUCCUCAAAACAGUUAGCCUUUUUCUUUGUGUUUUUAUGUAUUUUUUUUUUUUUUAUCUAAUGAAUUAGCUGUGAAACUGUUGUCCCUCAGUUUUACAGAUGAAAGUAUAUUUAGUUUGACCCCUUUGAAAGUUAACCGUCUCUCAACUGUCAUCAACUCGCAUCCAUUUUAAUACAACCCCCCUUUUCCAAAAUGGCACCAUACAUCCUCUGUAGUUCACUGACUUGAAACUGUUAGGAAAGUGUGUACAAUUUCAAUCCAUUUAACAUAUGGAGAGAUUCAACUGGGCGUUCCCUCUUUCUUACCAACAGUUAAUUUACUGAAUAUGUAAUUUAAUGUGAAUGUUUGACUGUAUGACAGAAGUCCCAAAAGCAACAUUUGGAAUAGUAUUUUGAGUGAUUUUCAUACUUUGAUUCAACUCUGUUCGCUGAUUACUUUUGAACAUUCCUAAAUGGACCAUUGGUGUAAUACAGGAGUGGUCCACCUGGUCUCAGCUUCUGCUUCGAAGGGGUUCCUUGAAUGGUAACAUCUGGCCAUUUGGUAUUUCUGCAGUCUGUUUAAAAUUACUAUUAUUGUACAUGGCCAAUGUUGACGACUUCUAUUGUGGAGGUGAGGCCUUCCUCGUAUAAAGGAGGAUUUCUAGACCAUGCCUCUGACUUCAGUGACUGUAAAAUAUGUUGAUGUGGUGAAUCCAUUGUUUUGACGUGUUAAAGUGGGUCCUCUUGACUUCAUAAUUGUCCUUGAAAGAAUAAAAUAUUCCAACCUGA
Esox lucius (northern pike) is the source of this 2927-nucleotide messenger RNA. RefSeq names its product ATPase H+ transporting V0 subunit b (gene atp6v0b). The transcript has 8 exons. Gene Ontology annotation, molecular function: proton-transporting ATPase activity, rotational mechanism. The record is from RefSeq and is a predicted model, not a curated record. Gene Ontology annotation, cellular component: proton-transporting V-type ATPase, V0 domain. Lineage: Eukaryota; Metazoa; Chordata; Actinopteri; Esociformes; Esocidae. Bases 219 to 836 code for a protein of 205 amino acids. Gene Ontology annotation, biological process: proton transmembrane transport.